UUCUUUUUUUUUCUUUUUUUAAAGCGAACGUAUGACUCGUCGCUGCUCGUUGCCCUCUUCCUCCUUCUUCUCAUCAUCCUCCCCUCGCAGACACAGCCGAUCCUCGCAGAGGGCAUUACCCACCACCUCCUCCCCUCCACUAAAGACAUUUUGAUCGUCCUCUACUACGACUCCCCCCCAUCCCCGUCACCUCCUACAGGCUCGAGCCGAAGCCGCUCCUCCUCCACCAUGUCCGGGCCGACUCUGACGGACCGGAUCGCCGCCGCGCAGCACAGCAUGAGCGGCUCGGCCAUCAGCAAAGCCGUGUGCAAGGCCACGACGCACGAAGUGAGCGGACCCAAGAAGAAGCACCUUGACUACCUGAUCCACUGCACCAACGAGCUGAAUGUCAGCAUCCCUCACCUGGCGGACACGCUGCUGGAGCGCACGGCUAGCAACAGCUGGAUCGUGGUCUUCAAGGCGCUUAUCGCCACGCAUCACCUCAUGAUGUACGGCAACGAGAGACUGAUGCAGUACGUCGCCUCCAGAAACACACUCUUCAACCUCAACAACUUUCUAGAUAAGGCCGCGCUACAAGGAUACAACAUGUCCACCUUCAUCAGACGCUACAGUCGCUACCUGAACGAAAAAGCCAUGUCGUUCCGGUUAGCGGCGGUGGACUUCACCAAGAUGAAGCGAGGGGUCGACGGCGUGAUGCGCACCAUGAACACGGAUAAGCUGAUUAAGACGCUGCCGAUCAUUCAGAACCAGCUGGACGCACUGCUGGAUUUUCAGCCCAACUCCAACGAGCUGAGCAACGGGGUCAUCAACACUGCCUUCAUGCUGCUCUUCAAAGACUCCAUACGGUUGUUUGCCGCGUACAACGAGGGCGUCAUCAACAUGCUGGAGAAGUACUUUGACAUGAAGAAGAACCAGUGCAAAGAGGCGCUGGAGCUCUACAAGACCUUCCUCAACAGGAUGACCAAACUGUCCGAGUUUCUCAAAGUGGCCGAGCAAGUUGGGAUAGAUCAGGGCGACAGCCCCGAUCUCACACAGGCUCCCAACUCGCUCCUGGAGGCUCUGGAGCAACAUUUAGCUUCUCUGGAAGGCCGGAAGCUCAAAGACCUCUCCACUGCCAGCAGAUCCAGCACUCUGUCCAGCACGGUGUCGUCCCUCUCCAGUACCGGGAUCUCCCUCAGUCGAAUGGAUGACAAGACAGACGACAACAGGCUGCAGCAACACAAGGACGACGGUCAUAAGAUGAUCGAUAUCCAGACGCCCAACGCGUCGCCCGGCACCCAAUCGGUGGGCAGUGCCAACAGCAGCGGGGGAGCCACGGACCUGUUCUCCAGCUCGCCCCUUGUAGCCGUCAACAACCAUGUGCCAAACUUGACCGGUGAGCUGUUCACCUUGCAGCCCCACUUUGCCCCCCUUCAGACCACACACACUGUGCCCAACAACAACGCCUGGGGAGGUGACUUGCUCAAGCCGAUCCCGCCCACUCAGAUUCACAACCCCGGAGCCCCGCUGCACUCUGGGAAGAUGUUCCCCAGCGAUUUGGACUCUUCAUUAGCCAACCUCGUCGGGAACUUGCAGUUUGGGGGGACGCAAGCCAAAAGGCCUGAGCUGCAGUGGAGUCAGCUGGUGGAGAAGAAGCCGACAGGGGGAAGCGGCUGGCAGACCAAAACUAUGUGCACCGGCACAAACUGGACUCACUCGCCUCAUCCCAUGGCUCCGGCUCCCAUGCCCGUCCCUCAGAUGAAUGGAUUGAUCUACACCGGCUAUGCUCCAGCUCCAGUAGCUUUUCCUAUGACAACCCCCCAAGUGCCUGUCUAUGGAAUGCUCCCCCCUCAAAUGAGCCAUCACAUGGGGGGUGUUCCCAUGAUGCCCCCGCAGCCUGUUAUGUACAACCAGCCGGUCCUGAGACCCACUAAUCCCUUCGGACCCAUCCCGGGGACGCAGAUGCACUUCAUGUAGAGACGCUGCUGUAACCAUGGCAGCAGAGCUGAGAGCGCCACAGAGGAUGGCGAAGGAAGAGAAGAGGGGACACAUAGGGAGGAAAAAAACAACCAACGCACAUCCCUCCUCGCUUCCCAAACCCUGUGCCAACCGGUCCCCCCCCAAAAAUAACCGCCCAGAGGCGCCAGAAGCUUAGCACCCGAUAUUCCACUCACACCUCGCAUCCUUUGAUUUGCCGAAAACGACCUGUGAUGACGCUACGGCCGCUGAAGCUGCUCCAUCGCCACCUCCUGACCCGAUUUCCCCACCAGUUCGACCUCCAAUUCGACCCUCCCUGUCCCGGAGUUAAACAAACGAGAUGGUAUGCUGACACUUUACUCCAUGUGACCUUUGCCAAGGUUGUGCGUGUAUGUGUGUGUGUCCCGCGCAGGAGAUUUUUAUCGUCUUGUACCGAUUGGGUCAACCAUCAACCUGAUGUCGGAUAGCGUCAGAUUUUUGUAAACGUUUUUACAUGUCGGUGUUCCGCAUCAUUGUUUUGUAGCCAGAUUUGUUCUCGUUUGCCAACUAUACAUACGACUAAC
Messenger RNA from Syngnathus typhle (broad-nosed pipefish), 2519 nucleotides. Its product is annotated as phosphatidylinositol-binding clathrin assembly protein-like. Gene Ontology annotation, biological process: synaptic vesicle budding from presynaptic endocytic zone membrane; clathrin coat assembly; clathrin-dependent endocytosis. The coding region runs from base 229 to 1956 and encodes 575 amino acids. The record is from RefSeq and is a predicted model, not a curated record. NCBI's taxonomy places the organism in Eukaryota, Metazoa, Chordata, Actinopteri, Syngnathiformes, Syngnathidae. Gene Ontology annotation, cellular component: clathrin-coated pit; clathrin-coated vesicle; extrinsic component of presynaptic endocytic zone membrane. The transcript is spliced from 19 exons. Gene Ontology annotation, molecular function: clathrin heavy chain binding; phosphatidylinositol-4,5-bisphosphate binding; 1-phosphatidylinositol binding.